Closterium sp. NIES-65 is the source of this 3684-nucleotide messenger RNA. NCBI's taxonomy places the organism in Eukaryota, Viridiplantae, Streptophyta, Zygnematophyceae, Desmidiales, Closteriaceae. The record is from the annotation of a GenBank genome assembly.
AUGGCGGGGCCGUCACCGUUGAGAGAAAGCUUUGGGGGAGGAGGAAGCGGAGGAAGCGGAGGAAGCCGAGGAAGCGGAGCUGGUGAAGGGAGGAUCUUGGCGGAGCGGAGCUAUUCGCGCGGCAGUACUACUAGUACUACUAAAAGGCGUCGCACCGCGUAUUCCCUGUUCGCCGCCGCGCAGAUUACUGUAAACGAGGCAGACAUGGCGGUGCUGGAGGAGCUCAAGGCGGAGUGGGGCGCGUUUCCGGGGAGUGCCACGUGGCAGAGGGGCAGAGAGUGCGCACGGAUGGCGGGAGUGACGUGCGACCAGAAUGGCAACGUGCAGAAGCUGUACCGUGCUGUAUCACAGGCCUCUACUCUCUCCGUCCUACCCUUACUCCCCCCUCCCCUCCCCUCCCCUCCUGCCCCAUUUCCCUCCUUUCCCCUACCCUUCGCCUCCCCCUUUUCCCCCUCACUUCCCCUGCCCCUUGGCCCCACUCCCUGCACUCCCCACACACCUCCCUACACCUCCCUCCCUCCCGUUCUCUCUCUCAACAUCACCGCCGCGCUGGCCGUGCGCAUGUGCUGUGGCCUGCGGGAUUUGAGCAACAACAGGCUCUACGGCCCCAUCCCCCUCUACCUCACCACACCGCCCAACUUAAAAUUGCUCAACCUACGCAACAACCAGCUGUCCGGCUUUCUCCCGUCCGACUGGUCACCAUCCCUCGCCACGCUGCUCCUAGACAGCAACUACCUCUACGGCCAACCCGCGCUCUCCUCCUGCCCCGCCACCCUCUCCCUCCGCUCCAACUGCCUCUCCUACCCCGCCCCCUCCUCACCCCCCUCCUCCUCCUUCCGCUGCGCUCGCCACCCCCAGCGUCCCUCCGCCGCCUGCCUCGCCUUCUGCGGCCUCAUCUCCCCGGAUCAAAAGCCUUGCUCGGGCGUGGGUACAUGCCGGCUGGACAAGGCAGGGAAGCCUAUAUGUGUGUGCGACGAGGGGUAUGUGAACCGUGCUUCACCGGGGUCCUGUGUGCCGGAGGCGCAGACUGCGUCCUUCUCGCUCUCGCUCGCCGACUCGCCCCCUGUGCACCUCAAAGGCUCUGCCAUCUUCUCAGGAAAACUGACUGCUGACACUCCUGCAGUUGCUGGUGUUGCAUGUGUUGCAGCGGUUGGUGGUGAUGCAGGGGUUACUGGGGUGGUGCCUCGAGAAACAGCAAAUAAUCCUGGUGUGGUUUCCACGUUUGAUGUGCCGCUGCCUGUCAGCCCCUUGCGGCAGCUGCUGGUGAGCCCGGGUGUGCGCGGAGCGUGGGGCGCCAUGACGCUGCUGCCGCUCGUCACGCUCUUCACCUUCUCCACCCCGCAGGACCCCUGCGGCCGCCAGCUCGCCUUCAACUUCUCCUUCGCCUUCUCCAUGUCUCCCGAGGUCACAAAGCUCAACCCCCCCCGCUCUAUCUCCUCCUCUUCCUCCUCCUCUUCCUCCUUAGCUUCGUCGCCCUUCCUCUCCUCCACUGAAGCUGUAAGCACGGCGGGCAGGCAGGCGGCAGCAGCAGGGGCAAGGCCAGGAGCAGGAGCAGCAGGGGACGGGCUAGCCUUUGUGAUAAGUGCAAAUGAGCCGACAGGGGGGCCAGGCAUGGGGUACAAGGGCAUGGGCAAGAGGAGCGUGGCAGUGGAGCUAGACACAUGGUUUGAUGCCAAGAGCGGUGAUCCGGAUAGCAACCACGUAGGGAUCAACGUGGGGGGGAACAGCCGCUCGAUUGCCACAGCUUCUGUUGGCGCCUUACUUCUCAACAGCGGCGAUCCGCGAUACAUUUGGAUCGUGUACGAUCCUCCUGCUCCUGUUGGCGGUGGUGGGAGCAGUGGAGGAGGAGGAGGAGGAGGAGGAGGAGGAGGAGGAGGAGGAGGAGGAGGAGGAGGAGGAGGAGGAGGAGGAGGAGGAGGAGGAGGAGGAGGAGGAGGAGGAGGAGGAGGAGGAGGAGGAGGGGGAGGGCAGGAGGGGAGGCUGCGGGUGUUUGUGGCAGCAAUGAAGGUGCAGCCAAGGCGAGCGUUGUUGGAUGUGCCUCUCUCGCUCUGCUCUGUGAUCAAGCCGUCGCCGACACAGCCCUCGGUGUUCCUCUCCUUGUCUGCAUCAUCCUCCUCUUCCUCCCCCGCGCAGGCACACCGCGUGCAGUGGUGGGAACUGCAGACAGGCCCAUCGGACCCUUGCUUCGGUGUGUCUCGCCUGUCCCCUACCAGCGUCUACUGCCGCUCCGACGUCUCCUCCUGCCCCAUUGGAACCACAGGCUCUGCCACUGGGGGGGUUGCUGCUGCUGCUGCUGCUGGAGGCAAUGGUGGGCUCAUUCCAAAUCAGUUCGCCCCGGGAGAAGAACAGGGAGGAGGGGGCGGAACAGGAGGAGGGGGGCAGGAGCAGGGUGGGAUGACUGGAGGCUGUGAAAUUGGUGAGUUGGAGGGAGCGUGGCAUCAACCAUGGGCCAUGGAGCACGAAGGGCAUUUGGCAUGCAGCAACUGGCAUGGGGCAUUUGGCAUGCAGCAACUGGCAUGGGGCAUUUGGCAUGCAGCAACUGGCAUGGGGCAUUUGACAUGCAGCAAUGUGCUGCACUGCAUUGCUGUCUCAUGCAUGCUCCCCUCCCCCCUCUCCCCCAUUCCCCAUGCUGCAAUGCCCUAUGCAUGUGGCGUGGGUGACAAGAAUCCAUGCGGCGUGGGCACGUGUGUGAAUGACGGCUACGGUGCAUACACCUGUGUGUGCCCACCCAACUUCUAUCUCGGCACCACUGAAUUCGGUGCACCCUCCUGCGCCCCCGGCGAUAGUGAGAACUUUUUCACAGUGAAUGUGAGCACCUUGUGGUGCUACCACGUGCACCCCCUCUUUGGCCUCACGCUCGCCCAGUUCCUCGAACAGAACGAGGUGCGUGCGGGAAGGGAGCGGGAGCUGCAGGGAUGGGCCUCCAGUGUGCCGUGCCUUUCCCCACUUCCCCCCAUCCCCACUGCUCUGUGGCAAGCAUCGUUUUUCAAGGCGCCUCAAAGAAUAAGACAGUUCAAUGCGCCUCUCCCUCAGUGCCCCUCGUCCACUGAGUACAUAUGCUGCUUGCAGUUGCUGGCGUGUGACAAGCCCAUUCCUGUGGACACUGUUGUCAACGUGAAGCCCAGCCUUGACUAUCAGCCCUGCUCCGUCUUCUACACCACUGUGCAGAACGACACAUGCGAGUCCAUCGCCGCCCUCUUCUCUCUCACCGCCUCCUGCCCGGACCCCUCCCAGCCCUGCACCACCGACCUCCUCCGCCUCAACCCGGGCCUCGACUGCUCCAUCACCGCAGCAACAACCACCACAACAACACCAACAACACCUCUAGGCGGCAGCAGCAGCAGUGAGCCUGACAAGUCGCUACCCACGGGUUUGUCCAUCUGUGUGGAGAGGGCCACAGCACUGCUGGCCGUGUGUGGUGAAACGGUGACCGUGGAGAGCGUGGGGAAUGCGACGUGUGCGGCGGUGCUGGCGGGGAUGAAGCCGCCGCUGAGUGCGCUGGAGCUCUACCGCAUGAACCCCGGCAUCUACUGCCACCGCCUGCUGCCGCCCUCCAUUGAAUCGGGCUUCCCGGGCUCCGAGAUCUGUGUGGGGAUCAGCAUGAGCAUGACAAUGGGCUCAUGUCCACGGUCCGAGGUGUACCUUGCAACAGAUAAUGAUAGUCAAUCUUCUGAACCAUUGUAA